Molecule: messenger RNA, 931 nt
Organism: Conger conger (European conger)
Lineage: Eukaryota; Metazoa; Chordata; Actinopteri; Anguilliformes; Congridae
Gene: stum
Product: stum, mechanosensory transduction mediator homolog
Exons: 2
Coding region: 177-533 (118 amino acids)
Source: RefSeq, a predicted model, not a curated record
GCUACUCGUGGAUCUGAGCAAACAGUAAAGGAGGAGAGGGUGUGCGACUCGUGUGCAUACACAGUCCAAUUCGCGCAGUUGGACAGCGUCUGUUGAGCGGAGGUUGUCGUCGGUUUACUGGAUUCGCCACAACAAGUCCUGAAGGGGAAAAUUUGAACAUUUUCCCCUCUGUGAAGAUGGACCAGAAAGAUACAGAGAUGAACGAGAAAGGAAUGCCUUCCUCAACCAGCGGAGUUGUGGUCCAAGUACGGGAGAAGAAAGGUCCUUUACGUGCAGCCAUCCCCUACAUGCCUUUCCCAGUAGCAGUAAUUUGCCUAUUUCUCAACACAUUCGUACCUGGAUUAGGAACCUUCGUGUCGGCCUUCACGGUGCUGUGCGGGGCGCGGACGGACCUGCCCGACCGGCACGUGUGCUGCGUGUUCUGGCUCAACAUGGCGGCCGCCUUCAUUCAGAUCCUCACCGCCAUCGUCAUGGUGGGCUGGAUAAUGAGCAUAUUCUGGGGGAUGGACAUGGUCAUUCUGGCAAGUAAGUAGUUCUGUAUACAGUUCAAUCCUCUCUUUGUGACAACAUGUUAUGGUUUACAGAGGAUCGCUCGACUGGAAAAAUGCACUGGAGUCACCCAAAGUAUAAACCAAACGUUGCUGUGACCAGCGACAUCUGACUCUCUGUCACUGCACUAUGAACUGGCCUUAAAGCUUACCUGGCAUGUCCACACAAUUCAGGUCUAUUCUUAAAGGCCCACACGCAUAUCUUUUGUGUUUUUGAGCUUUACAUAACAUCCAGGACUUUUUAAUUUGGGUUCCAUACUGAUCCAAGUAAAACAAGUGCAAUUUUGGUAGAAGUAUGCAUAUUUUAGGUUCUAACUGCUGUUUUUCCAAGCUGUUUUUAAAACGAUUUUCCACAUGACAUGAUGUAUGUUUUUGCAUAAUUA